AUGGGCGGCGUCGCCGCGACCUCACUUCUUGCAAGACGGCCUCGGCCGAAACCGCAUACCGCCGCAGAGAAGCACCCCCACCGCGACGCCCAGGGACAAAGCCGCACCGUUCCCGACGCCGCCAUGUCGCUGGUCAAGCCCGACACUUUGUCGGCAACCUCGCGCUCGCCAUUGCACUCCCGCAAGAACACCGCUUUGACCCCCCAAACGGAGGAGGAUCGGCUCGGACCGUGCCGCCGAGGACCGCCGGAGCCAAGCCCACCUGGCUCGGCCACGGCACCAACAAUGGAGAGAGCGGGGCGGACGUCCGCCGGAGCCGGCCCCGACCGAGGACCGCUUGUCCCGCACCGAGGCCCUUCCGGCCCGGAUCGGGGCCCGCCUGGCCCCAAGCCGGGCCGCAUCGCCGGCGGCCGCCCCGCCACCCCCUCCGCCGCCGCCCAAGGCCACGAGCCGCACCGGCCCGUCCUCCGCCGGGACCGUCGCCGCCAUGCCACCGCCAUCGCCGCCGGACCGAGCACGCAGGCGCCCCGAGCCGCACCGCCGCCGACCGCUCCCGCCUCGCGCAGGACCACAGCGCGCGGGUAA
Molecule: messenger RNA, 585 nt
Organism: Lolium perenne
Lineage: Eukaryota; Viridiplantae; Streptophyta; Magnoliopsida; Poales; Poaceae
Source: RefSeq, a predicted model, not a curated record